AUGUAAACUUCUAUUGAUUUGCCUUCUCCGUUGGGCAUUGUUCAAACUUCUUCAAUAACUAGUACUGGGAAAAUAUUGGGUCCAGAUUAUGAAACCAAUUUAAAGAGUGCAGCAAAAAGGAGUGAAGAAGAUAAAUUAUUUAGAAAGUAAAAUUAAAUGAAUGAUAAUGAUGAAUUUGAAGCUAUGGAAGUUUAAAAUGGUGAUUAAACAUCUCUAAUAUAUUAUUAUAAAGCUUUGAAGAUGGAUGAAGAAUUAUAACAAAACGAAAAUGAAAUUAUCAACAUUGUGUAAAAUAGACCAAAAUUAGGAAUGAUAGAGGGAAGUUUAAUGAAAAAAAGUCCUCAUUGGUUUUAAGGCUAUUCAUAGAGAAAUUGUAUAUUAAGAAAUAGAGUAUUUAGAUAUUAUAAUAUUGAAAAUAAGAAACUCUAAGGAGUUUUAAAUUUUGAUGUUUAGUCAUUUCAAUUAUAAGAAAUAUAAGAUAAAAAUGGAAAUACAGUAGAAUUUAUGUAUAAAUAUCUUUAUUAUUGUAGUUUAAAACCUUUAGGUUAAACUCAAAAGGUAUUUCAGUUUAAGGGAGGAACUUUAGAACAAACGAAAACAUGGGUUUAAUUGAUAAAAUAACAUUUAUAAGAUUCUAUAGGUUCAUUGAAAGUGUUGAAAUCAUUAAGUUCAUAUGAACGUUUUUGGAGAGUAAUAAAUUAUUUAAUUAUAUAUUUUAGUUUGAACGCAUUUCAUCAUUAUAGAUAAUGGAAGAUGCUGAUGAUGGUGAUAUUUUAUUGUUUCAAGGGAAAGACAUUAAUUGUCAUAUUUAAAGAUCAUUAACAUAAUCUAGUUUUGAUCACAUUGGAAUUUUAAUACGUUUGAAUGAAAAUUAAUUAUAUUUAUUUGAAGCAUUACCUUUACAUGGAGUUGGACUAUGUCGUUGGAGUAAAUUUGUUAUGUGUAAGUGGAAUUAUCUAUAUCAUAAGUAAUAUCACUAUAUAUUUAAAUAGAAUUAUAUAUAGAAAAUUAUAGGUCAUACGAGAUGAGAAUUUUAAAUCAAGAAUACAUGAAUUUGUUACUGAGAAUAUUGGUAAAUAAUAUUCUUUUAAUCCAACUAAACUAUUAAAAUUUAAAUCGACAAUGCUUUAAGAUCCAUAAUAAUAAUAAACUAGAACAUUUUUUUCUUCUGAACUUGUAGCAGCUUGUUAUAAAUUUUUAAAUCUUUUAUCUAAAGAGAUUUCAUCCACAUAAUAUUGGCCAGGUUCUUUUUCUUCAGAAAACCAGAAGUUAUCUCUUUAAUAUGGAAGUUUAAGUGAAGAAUAUCUAAUAGAUUUUGAGGGUGAAUGA
This is a messenger RNA of Paramecium primaurelia, 1329 nucleotides long. NCBI's taxonomy places the organism in Eukaryota, Ciliophora, Oligohymenophorea, Peniculida, Parameciidae. The record is from the annotation of a GenBank genome assembly.